AUGCUAAAACCAAAAGCCCUGACACAAGUUCUGAGUCAAGCAUGUUCGGGUGGUGUCCAGAAUACCUUUUAUAGGCUGCUUAGCCAGGAAGGUGCGCUACUUGCUUAUUCCGGCUACGGAGAUAAGGACAAAGAUGCUCGAGUGACUGCAGCAAUUGCGAGUAAUAUAUGGGCUGCAUAUGAAAAACAUGGACGUAAUGCAUUCCGAGAAGAUCGACUACAGUUUGUUCUGCUUGAUUGUGAAUGUGGACAUGUUGCAAUCACCAAGGUGGCUAGUAUAUUGUUAUGUCUGUAUGCAAAAGAACAUGUUGGCCUAGGAUUACUGAAGCAGAAAGCAAUGGCACUGGCGUCUUACCUUGAAGGUCCCUUGAAGCAAAUAGCUGCGGCAUCAUAA
Molecule: messenger RNA, 393 nt
Organism: Musca vetustissima
Lineage: Eukaryota; Metazoa; Arthropoda; Insecta; Diptera; Muscidae
Gene: Lamtor2
Product: ragulator complex protein LAMTOR2 homolog
Exons: 3
Coding region: 1-393 (130 amino acids)
Biological process (GO): cellular response to amino acid stimulus; positive regulation of TOR signaling
Cellular component (GO): Ragulator complex
Molecular function (GO): guanyl-nucleotide exchange factor activity; molecular adaptor activity
Source: RefSeq, a predicted model, not a curated record